This is a messenger RNA of Pteropus alecto (black flying fox), 6969 nucleotides long. It is a transcript of the gene ZYG11B, whose product is annotated as zyg-11 family member B, cell cycle regulator. The transcript has 15 exons. The record is from RefSeq and is a predicted model, not a curated record. Gene Ontology annotation, cellular component: Cul2-RING ubiquitin ligase complex. Gene Ontology annotation, molecular function: protein binding. Lineage: Eukaryota; Metazoa; Chordata; Mammalia; Chiroptera; Pteropodidae.
GGGGGGUCGGAGUCAGCGCUGUGAGCCCCGCUGCGGCUGCGGCUGCUGCACUUCAGCUUCUGAGAGAAGGAGGCCGAGGCCUGGGCCAAGCCCGGAGCCGCCGCUCGCCGGAGCCUCCUGGAGCCCCCGCGCCGGCUCAACCUGGGGGCGGGCUCAGGCCCAGCCCGCCGCCGAGCCCAGGACAGAGGCUGCAUGCCCGAGGACCAGGCCGGCACAGCCAUGGAGGAGGCAUCUCCCUAUUCCUUACUUGAUAUCUGCUUGAAUUUCCUGACUACACACCUUGAAAAGUUCUGUUCAGCAAGACAAGAUGGAACAUUGUGUCUGCAAGAACCUGGAGUAUUCCCACAGGAGGUGGCUGAUCGACUGCUUCAGACUAUGGCUUUUCAUGGUCUACUGAAUGAUGGAACUGUGGGUAUUUUUAGGGGCAACCAGAUGCGCUUAAAAAGAGCUUGCAUUCGCAAAGCCAAGAUCUCUGCUGUUGCUUUCCGGAAAGCCUUCUGCCACCACAAGUUAGUAGAACUUGAUGCUACCGGUGUGAAUGCUGACAUCACGAUUACAGACAUCAUCAGUGGUCUUGGUAGUAACAAAUGGAUCCAGCAAAAUCUCCAGUGCUUAGUGCUGAACUCAUUAACUCUGUCUCUUGAAGAUCCUUAUGAGCGGUGUUUCAGCCGGCUUUCUGGCCUUCGAGCAUUAAGCAUCACCAAUGUUCUCUUUUACAAUGAAGACCUGGCUGAAGUUGCCUCAUUGCCAAGAUUAGAGAGCCUGGAUAUUUCUAACACCUCAAUCACAGACAUCACAGCUCUGCUGGCCUGCAAAGACCGACUCAAGUCUUUAACCAUGCACCACUUGAAAUGUUUAAAAAUGACAACUACCCAGAUACUGGAUGUUGUUCGAGAACUAAAACAUCUGAAUCAUCUUGAUAUUUCAGAUGAUAAACAGUUUACAUCAGACAUAGCUCUUCGCUUACUAGAACAAAAGGACAUCCUACCCAACCUCGUCUCCCUGGAUGUUUCUGGGAGAAAGCACGUGACAGAUAAAGCUGUUGAAGCCUUUAUACAGCAACGGCCCAGCAUGCAGUUUGUAGGUUUGCUGGCCACUGAUGCUGGUUACUCUGAAUUCCUCACAGGCGAAGGACAUUUGAAGGUAUCUGGAGAAGCCAAUGAAACUCAGAUUGCAGAAGCAUUGAAGCGGUACAGUGAACGGGCAUUCUUUGUCCGGGAAGCUCUAUUUCACCUUUUUAGCCUGACUCAUGUGAUGGAAAAAACAAAGCCAGAAAUUUUAAAGCUUGUGGUUACUGGGAUGAGAAACCACCCUAUGAAUUUACCAGUGCAACUUGCUGCAAGUGCCUGUGUGUUUAACUUAACCAAGCAGGAUCUUGCUGCAGAAUAUAAAUGCCUCCCAGGUCGUAUUUAACUACCCAAAACCAGUGACCUGCUCAAAGCCAUGGAACAUUUUCCUAAUCACCAACAGUUACAGAAGAAUUGCCUCCUUUCACUUUGUAGUGACCGGAUCCUUCAAGAUGUUCCAUUUAACAGGUUUGAAGCAGCCAAACUUGUCAUGCAGUGGCUCUGCAACCAUGAGGAUCAAAACAUGCAAAGGAUGGCAGUUGCUAUUAUUUCCAUCCUGGCUGCCAAGCUUUCUACAGAACAGACUGCACAGCUGGGUGCUGAGCUCUUCAUUGUCAGGCAACUUCUUCAGAUAGUGAAGCAGAAAACCAAUCAAAAUUCAGUGGACACUACUUUGAAGUUUACUUUGAGUGCACUUUGGAACCUCACAGAUGAAUCUCCAACCACUUGCAGACACUUUAUUGAAAACCAAGGGUUAGAACUCUUCAUGAGGGUUCUAGAGUCCUUCCCAACUGAAUCAUCCAUUCAACAGAAAGUUCUAGGACUUUUGAACAAUAUAGCUGAAGUACAAGAAUUGCAUUCUGAAUUAAUGUGGAAGGAUUUUAUAGACCACAUCAGUAGCCUCCUACACAGUGUUGAAGUGGAAGUCAGUUACUUUGCAGAAGGAAUUAUUGCCCAUUUAAUAUCUAGAGGUGAACAAGCUUGGACUUUGAGCCGUAGCCAGAGGAAUUCUCUUCUGGAUGAUCUGCAUUCAGCUAUUUUGAAAUGGCCAACUCCAGAGUGUGAGAUGGUAGCAUACAGGUCCUUUAAUCCAUUUUUCCCAUUACUUGGCUGUUUCACAACACCAGGAGUCCAGCUAUGGGCUGUUUGGGCCAUGCAACAUGUCUGCAGUAAGAAUCCCUCAAGGUAUUGCAGCAUGCUGAUUGAGGAAGGAGGGUUGCAGCAUUUAUACAACAUCAAAGAACAUGAACAGACUGAUCCCUAUGUCCAACAGAUUGCUGUGGCCAUUCUGGACAGCUUAGAAAAACACAUUGUACGCCACGGGAGACCACCUCCCUGUAAAAAGCAGUCCCAGUCCAGACUAAAUUGAUAGCCAUAGGUAAUUGGGUAAUAGAAUCACAGGAAUCCUUUUUUGUGAUAGGUUAAUUUUGAAUAUUUUACCUUCUGUGACGUUUUGGGGUUUCAAUGACAAGAGUCAUAGAUUAGUUUGAGAUUGACAACAUAUAGUACUGCCCAUGUGAACAGUCUCUAAUUUGUCUUGUGAUUUUUAACUUAUGAGGCAAGAAGGAUCUCUUCCUUCAUCAUUGCCUUUUAGGAAAUUUUCCACAUCUUUCAGUGUUUAAACUUACCUAUGCUUGAAAUUCUACAGUUUUAUGAUAAAGUUUGCACGAACCCUUAGGCCAGACUUUUCUGAUCCUAAAGACCCUUCCAAUCAGUUUGCAGCUUCAGAUAAGCUGUUAACUUGAUUUCUGGCACUGCUUCAGUUGUAAAUUUUAUACUGCUUCUGUAUAAAAUGCCUUCAUUCUCUGUCUGUGUACCUUUUAUAUGAUGUCCUUCUUAAUGUAAAAGAAUGGAAAUCUGAAUCUUCUCCUUGCAAAAGUUACUCACUGGCUGGAGCCCGGGUGGCUGGCAGAAAAAUAUAUUAAAAAGAAAAGCUAUUAAGGGAGAAUAGGAUUUAGAAACUGGUAAAAGGUCUGCUCUUAUGGUAUAGUUUUUAAAUUGGGGCAGCUAUCCUUCUGGAGCCCACCGCUCCUGAGGCAGUGAGCAGUAAUUUGUUUUUCAUGUUUAUUCCUGGAAGCAUGAGCUGCUGCUUCCAAUACAGACGGCUGGUUAUUCUCUAGAAAUAUUUCCCCAAGCAUCACAGUGUAAAAUAAUACAGCAUUCUGUGUUAAAGAUUAACUGUCUAAAUCUGUAUAUGUCACAUUGUUGUGAAAAUGUGAAUUUUUAAAAUGUCUCUUGUUAAAAUCAACCAUUCUUUUCCCUCUAUUUCAAAGUCAUUUUGUUCAGUGGAAUAGAGAUUACACAUGGUGUUACCUGCUCAGUUAAAAUACAAUUAACAACAGUAAAUUUUGCCAUUAGAAGUUAAAUUUUCUUUUGUUUAAAAAUACAUGUAUCUUAAGGUUUUCAUGUUAGAGAAAGAUGUCCAUAUUUUAUUGCCAAAAAUGAAAAAGAAUUAGACUAUUGUUAAAUGUAGUGAUUCUUGUUGCAGUGCAUAAAAGGAAAUAUUUUGGGGAUUACUUUUUAGACAAGUGUCUUUCAUUUAAGAUACUAUUACAGUAUAAUAAAAGAUCAGUUAUCAUUAUAUCAGCAAUGAAAGUUGGGAAGCAGCAAGUCAGCAAGAAACUUAAUUCCCAUUUAAAAUUUUAGUUUUUGAAUAAGGUUAUUCACAAUUUCAGAUUAUUGCAUUAUUUUCAUAGAUGGCCAAAAUGUUUCAAUAGAGAUUUUAAAUGGUAUGUUUAAAUUACAGUGAUUAUUCAGAAGCAUUUUAUUUAGAAAGGAGCUGGUUUACUAGUAUGCCGAUAACAUUUUUGACAUAUACAUUUCAUACCACUGUACAGUAAUCAUACUUGAAUUGUUUGGUUUUCCUCAACAGGAUAAAAACUUAAAAAAAAAUAGAUAUUUAGAACCAUUAAAAACCAAUUAAAUUGUGGGUUAAUUCUCACUUUAUUGUUUAAUAAAUUUUUAUAAGUACAGGAUAAAUUUUCACAGAUUAAAUCUAUCUCAGAGGAAAUGAAAAAUUUUUUUUAAAUUUUUCCCUUUUUUUCUGAAUUUUAAUGUGUAGGCAAAACGUGAAAAAUAGGGUAGCCUACAGUAACUUGAAAGUUGCUACUAGCUAUAUUGACCAUUUCCAGGUCUCUUAGCUUGUAUAAUUAAGGGAAAGCCUAUUUGAGAAGUUUGGCUUCAAGUUUCUUUUAUAUUCUGUUCAACACAAAAGUGCUUGUUCCUUAUAGGCUAAUCCUAGAUUUUUGUCUUUACAAAUUGUUUUCAAAAAUGGCUAAAAAUGUAUAGAAAACAAUAAAUCUUUUCAUCAGUCAGAAUAACUUGUUGAUAGAUUAAGACUCAAAAAUAUUUAAAUUUUCUACUUUGAACACUGGUUGGCCAGAUACCUCUGAGUCUUAAAAGCAAAAUAAAUUAAUCACGUCCCAAAUAUAUAAAAAUUGUAGUGCCUUAAUGGUUAGGACGGUUCUUAAAAUUGUGUAUCUAAUUAAGGCACAGAAUUGUUUCUAAGGUCUUGAAUCUGGCUAAAACAUAUUUAGCCAGAUGUAUAUAUUGAAAUUAUAAGGCGUAACUGGCCUGUUUCUACAGUUAGAAUCUUUUAGGCCUCCACUUUGCAUUUGUAUAAUAGAAUGUAACAGUACUUGGUGCCUUCAAAGGUUACCUCUUCAGUGGCUUAGAGGUAUUGUUUUAAGCACAAUUUAGACAGGUCGAACCACUCACUGCUCAAAUCAUAGGUGCGCCCAGAUAUUGUAAAAUAUCACUAUAACAAUCAACAGCAAGGUUUAAAUCUACUAAAGGAAAUGGAAUUAGACUUUUUAGAGUAUAAUGAUGCCUGUUGGUAUCAUUGAGUAAAACAGGAACAACCUGAAAUUAAAGCAAAAAUAAUUAAGCCAUCUCAUCCUUUCCAUCAAGUAAGUUUGGCUGUGGUCUUUGGACUCUAAAAAAUCAUUUUUUUUUUUUUUUGCAGCUGAAACAAAUCAAGUAGUAAUAAGGGUUUCGUUUACCCUCUAGCCAAGGACUCAGUGGCUACUGAUCUUACUUGAGGAUUUUUAAAAUCAUAUCUGACCCACAAAUCCAGAAAUUGACCUUAAAUAUUGCUGCUCCUCAUUUCUGGACAGAAAUACUGUUUAGUGGCACCUGUCAGCUAAAGUGAAUUACCCAAAGUGGAAGUGAGUCACUAUAAGGGUGCUAUGGGAAUUUAAUUUUAUGAUCUCUUUUGAGUGCAAACAUCCAAAGAAUCAGGGAUUCAAGCUUAAAAAACAUCAGUCCUAUGUAUCCAAUUUAGGAAGUUGCUUUUACUACUAAUGGGAUCUUUUGAGUUAGCCCUUUUUCUCUACAGUCACUUUCAUUUGGCUAUAUUUUAAUUAUGCCAUGAGUCAAGAUAGCAUUGGGCCGUCUUCUAGCACUUUGGAGCACAUUUUAAUGAAAACAUUUUAUGUGCUAAAUUAGGGUAGAUUAGAUUAAUGAACCAUGGUUUGGGCUUAAUGUUUCAAAAUGCAUGACACCCCUCCCCAAGUUUGAAAAGAGGUCUUGAGUAGCAAGGAGAACAAACUUAAACUGUUUUGUAUAUGUUGAAACCCAGCCCUCUACUGCCCUCUAAUGAUAUGUUUACAUUCUUUGGUUAUUGUGCAACAUUUAUCUUGGGAUAAACAGUAUUAUUAAACUGAAGGUGUAAGUUAAAGGCACUAUCAGACUGUCAGCUGAUGUGGGCAGUUUUAUCUGUAUGUUACUUAUUUGGGGACUUUAUGGAUAGAGCCUCAGAGUAGUGUUCUAAGACGGCUUACAGAGAGGUUUGCAAACUUACGGUUUCCCUCUCAAGUCCAUUGUAGCAGUUUCAAAUGAUUGUGUGAAUAUGUUGAAUGUUUAAUCUUUAUCAUUUCCUUUGUAUUGACACAUUUUUAAUUUUUAGCAUUAACUCAUAAACUGUUUGUUUUAGUAAUAAUGCAAAUCCAGCCUUUAUUCAGUGAUGACAGUAGCAGUAUGAUAGGAAAAUUUGUUGAAUGUGAUUUAAAUGAGUAAUUGCUUUAUAUUUUUUAGUAUUUCAUAGACUUUGCAUGACAUGGUACACUCCUAAUUAUACAUUCUUUGGUUUCCAAUUCUUAACCUAACGUUCUGUGUUAACUGAUUGGUAGCUUAAGAAAGAGCUUUCUCUGCCCGUUUCUUCCCUCCCCCCAAUUUUUUUGGGUAAAUUAUGGAAAAUCAGUGUUGUUUCUCAUUUCUUUAGAUAAAGCAGAGUUCUUUUGGACAGCACAACCUAACUUCGUAGCUAGACAGAAUGACUAUUAAGAAUAUUUAGAAAAUUUAUCCAAAUUUAUCAAAAUUAUUUUAUGGGAAAUUAUAAAUCUAGUUCAUUAAUAGUAUCUGCUCAAUUUUGGACUUACUUUUGGGGAAACUUCAAAUUGGAUUCUUUAACCUUAUUUUAAUCAAUAGAAGCAAGAAGCCUUGCUUAGUUAAUGGAAGCUGAGACACUUUCAUAAAAGCAGGAAAUUCUUAAGAACAUUUUUUUCCCUUUAAAAAUGGGAGGAUGUUAUAUCAAGAUUUUUACUCUCAGAUAAUCUGCAGGAAUAAAAUUUAAAAAUCUCUACUUUUGUAGAAUUCCCACUGUCAAAUUCUCAUUGACUUGUGAGUGUGAGAAAAGCUAUCUUUUGUUUAAAUUCUGAUGGAUGCAUUUAACUCCUUUCAAAAGAUAUGAAAAAUUCAUUGGAAAUUAUAAUGUGUAUACAUUUCAAAGGCUCUCAGUUAUCUGAACUGAAGGCAUUGUUCUCACUUCAGCCAGAUGAAUGGCAGUGUUCUGUACGUGAAUCAUGCUAUGUUUUAAAUCAGGACAUCACUUAGGUAUUAAUAUUGUAUGUACAGAUUUUUGUUUUGGGAAUUUUUUUUGCCUAAAUAAAUGUUAUAAAUUUUA